Salpingoeca rosetta is the source of this 967-nucleotide messenger RNA. RefSeq lists its product as uncharacterized. The record is from RefSeq and is a predicted model, not a curated record. Gene Ontology annotation, cellular component: TIM23 mitochondrial import inner membrane translocase complex. The transcript is spliced from 5 exons. Gene Ontology annotation, biological process: protein import into mitochondrial matrix. NCBI's taxonomy places the organism in Eukaryota, Choanoflagellata, Craspedida, Salpingoecidae. Bases 155 to 670 code for a protein of 171 amino acids.
CACGAAUCACACUCGCCGCGUGGACCAGCAACAACACACCAAGCAAGCAAGCAAGCAACAAGCAAGCAAGCGAGGACGCAUUCACACCUCAUCACGCACCCUCCCUUGCUCCUCACCCUGCCCAUCUGCCCCAUUCUUGCCUACGGGUGUAGCCAUGGCAUCUCGCAUCAUUGCAUACAUUGUGUUGACGGCAACACAGGUGUUUGGCCGCGCUUUCGCACAGGCAUACAGAGAAGCAGCAGCAAAGGCUGGUAAGGGUGGUAACGCAGCACGUGCAGCCAAUGCAGCCAACAAUGCAAGGAAACAAGCAGCCACAGCAGCUACAGCAGCCAGCAUUAGCAGACGAAGUGGCAUGUCCCUCGACGAGGCCAUGAAGGUCCUCAACAUCACUGCUGAGACUCCCAAGGAGGAGGUGAAGGCGGCCUACGAGCACAUGUUUGAGGCCAACAGCAAGAAGAAGGGCGGCAGCUUCUACCUCCAGUCAAAGGUCUACCGCGCCCGCCAGACGCUGGAGGACCUGCAGCCAGAGAAGUUUGGCGACGCCAAGCAGACGGCGUCAUCGUCGUCAUCGUCGACAGCAGAUGCCAACACUGCACCCUCCUCCUCCUCUUCUUCUUCGUCUUCGUCGUCAGAGUCACAGUCCACAAAGAGCGACAGCAGCAGCAAAUGAUGAUGAUGCUGUUCUUGCUGUGUGUUGUCAUAUUGAGAGUCCAUUGUUUGUUGUCUGAGCACGUUUGAGUGAGUGUGUGUGCGUGCGUGUGUGUGUGUGCGUGUGUGUGUGUGUAUCGCCUCCUUUGUGUCCAGUCGUAGGUCCGCUUUCGCCCAGUCCACUGAUGUGUAUGUGUGUGUCGGUUGCUGGUUUGAUUCUGUGCAUUGUUUUGUUUCUUCCAGAUGCUUCACUGUUGUAGUUGCUGUUGUCACGUAUUUGUUAUCAAUAAGAACUGCAAUCAACAGCGGCAGGAAUGGC